AAAAAAAUGUCAACAGCAGGACAAGUCAUUAAAUGUAAAGCGGCAGUUGCUUGGAGCCCAACUCAACCUCUAAGUAUUGAAGAAGUUGAAGUUGCACCACCGAAGGAAGGAGAAGUUCGCGUCAAGAUAUUGUUUACUGGAGUUUGUCAUACAGACGCAUUUACAUUAUCUGGAAAAGAUGCUGAAAACGGAUGGUUCCCAAUAAUUUUGGGACAUGAAGGAGGUGGUAUUGUAGAAUCAGUCGGCGAAGGAGUAACAUCGCUUCAACCGGGAGAUCAUGUGAUUCCAUUAUAUGUUCCCGAAUGCGGAGAUUGUAAACUGUGUAAAAGUGGAUUAACAAAUUUAUGUACCACAGUUUUACAAGGAACAGGAUUAAUGCUUGAUGGAACGACUAGAUUUACUUGUAAAGGAAAAAAAAUUCAUCAUUAUAUGGGUUGUUCUACAUUUAGUCAAUACACAGUUGUGUUGGAAACAUCGGUUGCAAAGAUUAAUCCUAAAGCUUCACUUGAUAAAAUUUGUUUACUCGGAUGUUGUAUUACAACGGGUUAUGGAGCCGUAAUAAAAACUGCUGACAUUCGACCUAAUUCUACAGUAGCAGUAUUUGGUUGUGGUGGUGUUGGUUUAUCUGUAAUUCAGGGUGCUACAGCACGUAAAGCAAGUCGAAUUAUUGCUGUAGAUAAAAAUCCAAAGAAAUUUGAAUUUGCCAAGAAACUUGGAGCGACCGAUUUUGUUAAUCCUGAUGAUCACGAUAAACCAAUUCAACAAGUUAUGAUUGAAAUGACAGAUGGAGGACUUGAUUAUACAUUUGAAUGUACCGGAAUUCCAAAAGUGAUGAGAGCAGCACUUGAAUCAUGUCAUAGAGGAUGGGGAGAAUCAAUUAUUAUUGGAGUUUCUGGAGAGGAUAUUAGUACUACACCACUUCAACUUGUUCAUGGUAGAGUAUGGAAAGGAAGUGCUUUCGGUGGUAUAAAAGGAAGGAGUGAAUUACCAAAUUUAGUUGAAGAGUUUCUUGAAAAGAAAUUGGAAAUUGAUUUGUACAUCACUCAUCAAUAUAAUUUGGAAAAUAUUAAUAAAUCUUUUGAUGUAAUGCAUGAUGGUGAUAGUAUUCGGGCAAUCAUUAGCCUAGAAUAAAUAAAAAUUUUUUUUUUUUUUUUUGUACAACAGAUAAUUAUUAUUACAGAAUGUAUUAC
Molecule: messenger RNA, 1190 nt
Organism: Rhizophagus irregularis DAOM 181602=DAOM 197198
Lineage: Eukaryota; Fungi; Glomeromycota; Glomeromycetes; Glomerales; Glomeraceae
Biological process (GO): formaldehyde catabolic process
Cellular component (GO): cytosol
Molecular function (GO): S-(hydroxymethyl)glutathione dehydrogenase [NAD(P)+] activity; zinc ion binding
Source: RefSeq, a predicted model, not a curated record